AUGUCCACCGAAAAGCGAGCCCCGACGGCAGACAUUGACAAAAUCGCAUACGAUGCCCCCCUGUCCUUUCCCGAACCAACGAAGGAAUGGAUCACGAAGCAUGGCGGCACAACAAAAGCUGAGAGGAAAGAUGUAAUUCCUGAUUCGCAAGUGCCAGGCUGUGAUCUCACAAACAAAUGGAUUAUCAUUUCGGGAAGCAACAAUGGCAUCGGCAGGGAAGCCGCUCUUUCCUUUGCCAAAUGGGGUGCCAACAUCAUCCUCGCCUGCAGAAAUCUUCCGCCAAAGAGUCAUGAGACCCGCCCGGAAGCUGUUGUCGAAGAGUGUCUCCAAAUCGCGACAUCCAACGGCCAUGUUUCCCAAGUAGAGUGGUGGGAAAUCGAUAUGGCCAGCAUUGCCAGCAUCGAAUCUUUCGCACAGCGCUGGUUGGACACUGGCCGCCCGCUGGACAUCCUAUGCAAUAAUGCAGGCAUGGGCGGUAGCCCAGGUGGAACCACUCCUUUGAUGACCAAGGAUGGCUUCGAGAUCAUUCACCAGGUCAACUUCCUCAGUCACGUCUUGCUAACCAUGAGACUGCUACCCUCAAUCGCAAAAGCACCCGAGCCUCGUAUCGUAUGCACAACAUCCUGCUUUCACUACCUCGGAAGAUUCAACGUUGCGAAAAUGAACGGCGGACUGCACCCGGGUGGGGAUGGUGUAAAGUACUACCAGGACAACAAGCUUUACUUCCAAACCUGGCUUACGGAGCUGCAAUUCCGUCUUCUCCAGCAUGAGGAGUACAAGCACAUCACCAUCAAUGGCUGCCAUCCCGGAUUCGUCAACAGCGGUAUUUGGAACCUGGUCGGUUCGGGAAUCUGGAAGAACAUCAAGGAGUACCUCAUUCAGACGUUGGCGAAGUACAUGGCCAUUACCUCGCAGCAGGGUAGCUUGGCUAUCACAUACACUGCUACUGCGCCAGAGGCUGGAGCAGAUCCGGCAACGCAGGGUGUGGGUGCUGGUAAAGGCGGUGGAAGAUACUUCAACCGAAUUUGGGAGCAGGACUCAAUGCCCCACUGUCGCGAUCGCGAUGCGAGAUUGAGGGUGUGGAGAAAGGUCAACGAGGAGCUGGGCCUCCAGGACAAGGGCUUGUUGAACGUUGUUGGACUUUACAGCACAGACUGA
Messenger RNA from Ramularia collo-cygni, 1158 nucleotides. RefSeq lists its product as uncharacterized. The record is from RefSeq and is a predicted model, not a curated record. Bases 1 to 1158 code for a protein of 385 amino acids. The transcript has 2 exons. NCBI's taxonomy places the organism in Eukaryota, Fungi, Ascomycota, Dothideomycetes, Mycosphaerellales, Mycosphaerellaceae.